AUGAAGAAGGAUUGGGGCGAUUCAAGCUUCGGUUUCAAGGUCGCUCUCGCGAAACAUUGUUAUCAUAAGAUCAUUUCUUUUGCAGCACAUCAAAUCAGUUCAGUUGAAGUGGAGAACGAUGAAGAGAUUGACGAGGAAGAAGCGAUUUGCAGAAUCUGCUUUGAUUCAUGCGAUGAAGGUAAUCAGUUGAAGAUGGAAUGCAGCUGCAAAGGUGCGCUUAGACUUGUUCAUGAAGAAUGUGCAGUUAAAUGGUUUAGUGUUAAAAGGAACAAAAACUAUGAUGUUUGUGGUCGUAAAGUCUCAAAUUUACCAGUAACUUUGCUUUGUAUGCCAAGUUAUGUUCAAAGACAAACCAUGAAUAUGAAUCCACAAGAUCAACAUCUGAAUUCAGGAACAAUAAGGUAG
Molecule: messenger RNA, 405 nt
Organism: Lactuca virosa
Lineage: Eukaryota; Viridiplantae; Streptophyta; Magnoliopsida; Asterales; Asteraceae
Source: the annotation of a GenBank genome assembly